This is a messenger RNA of Necator americanus (New World hookworm), 1503 nucleotides long. RefSeq lists its product as uncharacterized. Bases 1 to 1503 code for a protein of 500 amino acids. The record is from RefSeq and is a predicted model, not a curated record. The transcript is spliced from 14 exons. NCBI's taxonomy places the organism in Eukaryota, Metazoa, Nematoda, Chromadorea, Rhabditida, Ancylostomatidae.
AUGCCACUAAUCGUGAGCGAUCCUAACUCACGCGCACCCAUGGGCUUUGACGAAUCGCUAUUAAAGGUCCAAGAGGACAGGCUCGAAGUGAUUUCAGUGACGAUACAACAGACCGCAAUGAGUGAUAAGUGGAAUUAUCAGCAGAACAGAGGACCUCAUCCAGACACCUCCUACAAUGACUGGGCCUAUAACGGUUUUCAACAACAUCAUCGUCCUCCUGACUAUUUCAAUCAAACCAAUUUUGGCGUUCCUCCACAGUUUCAAAAUCACACAGCAGGCAUGCAACAGCGGCUGCCGAAUUUUCCUCUCAAUCCUAACGCAGCUGCGUUUAUACCAAGAGGGUUUCAUAGACCAAAUCAUUCGGGACCUGCGAUGUCUUUUUAUCCGGGUGAGGAUGUCGAAGUCCGUGCAUAUGAAGCCAUGUACAAUCAAUUUGGCAGCAAUGUACAAGACGAGUAUAUCCCGUCUCAGGAACUGCAUCAUGAUAUGGUUCACAGUGACAAUCUUGUAUCUCUUCAAGAAAUACAAGUUGGGCUUGAACAACUUCUGAACGACGCAGACGACUUCGAUUCAUGGUCUGGGGCAAUCCGCGAUAGAAUGGUUGAGAAACGAAUGUCAGCUCCUACGAGAAUUGUUGCUGUGCACAUGAUCUUUGAAAUGGCCAUCGCGGUUUCUUCUCGACCUUUGUCUGGUAACAAUCCCCAGCACACACUCGCCCGUCUAGUUUGUUUCUUGUGUUCAGAAAUCCCGUCAUUACUGCGCGAUGCUGUAUUGAAGCUGCUAUGCGAUUUCCACGGAAAACGCCUGUCACUUCAAACCGAGCAAAGGAUCAACUUAUGUGUUUUCUUCGCAGAGAUCUAUGAAAAAAUCGAAACGGAAAAUGGUAGUAGAAUCGACAAGGUUGGAGAGGCGCUUCUAGAACAACUUGAUGAUCUUCUCAAGCUUGAAAUGAACGAUCCGCUCAUGAAGACGAUCAUUCAACUGGUUAAGCUUUGUGGGCGCCAUUUGGAUGCUUCAAGUAUGACUGAACCUCGUGUCAAUCAACUACUCACCAAACUGCUAGCCUUCGCGAAAGGCCAUCCGCAACUCAGCGAAUCGGUGAAGACGCAAAUAAUGUGUGUGGUUGAUUUACGGAAAAGCGGAUGGGGGAUAUGUGUGCGAGGAAAUGGUGGCACACCUGAAACUGCUACGUCUUCCUCGAACUUUUCCCUUCCUUCAAGUGGCAUUAUUGUUGGUGACGAUGGCGCUGCGCUGGAAUUGAAUGAAGAAGAACGGUCUUUCCUCGAAUCGCAGUUUAACGCCAUGGAUGGUCUAGAAGACACUGAACAUGACCACUCAUUUGACGACCAAGAAGUGUUGAAGGAUUUCGGUGCUUUUGUUAAGGAAGAAGAAGAUCGGGAAGAGGAACGCAAAACUGCUUCAAUGUUAGAGAAGCUGAAAAUGUGCGAAUCUGAUACGAAGUCAGAGAAACCUGAAUCUACUACCUCUUCCUCAUGUCUAUAA